This is a messenger RNA of Onychostruthus taczanowskii (white-rumped snowfinch), 4765 nucleotides long. RefSeq names its product tau tubulin kinase 2 (gene TTBK2). The record is from RefSeq and is a predicted model, not a curated record. Lineage: Eukaryota; Metazoa; Chordata; Aves; Passeriformes; Passeridae. Gene Ontology annotation, biological process: cilium assembly; peptidyl-serine phosphorylation; signal transduction. Gene Ontology annotation, cellular component: cytoplasm; nucleus; ciliary basal body. Bases 136 to 4131 code for a protein of 1331 amino acids. The transcript is spliced from 16 exons. Gene Ontology annotation, molecular function: ATP binding; protein serine/threonine kinase activity.
UCGCCGCGCCGCCCCGAGGAGCCGCCGCCUCGGCCCCGUUCCAGUGACUGGUUAAAUGGAAGCCAUUCCUGGGAUCUGGAUGGUUUCUACUGACGCAGACUUUGCAUAGCAGCUCCAUCACCUCUGGAGGUUGCAAUGAGUGGAGGAGGGGAUCAGCCUGACAUCCUCAGUGUGGGAAUAUUGGUCAAAGAAAGAUGGAAGGUGUUGAGAAAAAUAGGAGGUGGAGGAUUUGGAGAAAUUUACGAUGCACUGGACUUGCUUACUCGGGAAAAUGUUGCACUGAAGGUGGAAUCAGCUCAGCAGCCAAAGCAAGUGCUGAAAAUGGAAGUAGCUGUGUUGAAGAAGCUGCAAGGAAAAGAUCAUGUCUGUAGAUUCAUAGGAUGUGGACGGAAUGACAGAUUUAACUAUGUGGUCAUGCAGUUGCAGGGUCGGAACUUGGCAGACCUGCGUCGUAGCCAAUCUCGAGGGACAUUCACCAUUAGUACCACUUUGCGCCUUGGGAAGCAGAUUCUGGAAUCUAUUGAAAGUAUUCAUUCUGUGGGAUUCCUGCACAGGGACAUAAAACCAUCAAACUUCGCAAUGGGACGUUUUCCAAGCACCUGUAGGAAGUGUUUUAUGCUGGAUUUCGGCUUAGCACGGCAAUUUACCAACUCAUGUGGGGAUGUCAGACCACCACGAGCUGUUGCUGGCUUUCGAGGAACGGUACGAUACGCAUCAAUCAACGCUCACAGAAACAGAGAAAUGGGUCGGCAUGAUGACCUCUGGUCUCUCUUCUACAUGUUGGUGGAAUUUGUGGUUGGGCAGCUGCCUUGGAGAAAAAUAAAAGAUAAGGAGCAAGUGGGCUCCAUUAAAGAAAGGUACGAACACAGGCUUAUGUUGAAACAUCUCCCUCAAGAAUUCAACGUCUUUCUGGAUCACAUUUCUAAUUUGGAUUACUUCACAAAGCCUGAUUACCAGCUCCUCAUGUCUGUGUUUGACAACAGCAUGAAAACAUUUGGAGUUGUUGAAAGCGACCCUUUUGACUGGGAGAAGAGUGGAACUGAUGGCUCUCUGACAACAACAACAACUUCAACCACGCCUCAGCUGCACACUCGUCUUACGCCGGCUGCAAUUGGAAUUGCCAAUGCCACUCCUAUCCCAGGAGAUUUGCUGAGGGAAAAUACAGAUGAAGUAUUCCCUGAUGAACAGCUCAGUGAUGGAGAGAAUGUUAUUCCUGUUGGUGUAUCACCAGAGAAACUACCUGGAUCCCCUGGACAUCAGCGUCCUCAGGAAAAAGAUGUUUGGGAAGAAAUGGAUGCAAACAGAAACAAAAUAAAACUGGGGAUCUGUAAGGCUGCCACAGAGGAAGAAAACAGCCAUGGACCAGGGAAUGGAAUGCUUAAUGCCCCGAGCCUUGGUUCUCCAAUUCGAGUUCGCUCAGAGACCACCCAGUUAGACAGAGAUGUUCCCCUGGUGCGAAAGUUACGCUCCAUUCACAGCUUUGAACUGGAGAAGCGUAUGACGCUGGAGUCUAAGCCCGACACUGAUAAGUUUCUUGAGACCUGUUUGGAGAAGAAGCAGAAAGACUUGAAAGUGGCAGAGACUCCUGUUGCUGCUGUUCCUCCUCUUUCUCAGAAAACAUCUCUUCCUGCUCCUGUGACUGCCCGCACAGACCAUGUUUGGCACUAUGAUGAAGAGUAUCUUCCAGAUGCUUCAAAGCCUGUGUCAGCUAAUUCUCCUGACCAUGCUGAUGGUGUUAUGAGUAAUGGAUUUGUAGCUGUUAACCUAAGCUCCUGCAGGCAGGAGGUUGAUUCUAAGGAAUGGGUGAUAAUAGAUAAGGAACGGGACUUGCAGGACUUCAGGACAAAUGAGGCUUUAGGGCACAAAAUGACUGGAAGUCCCUCAGAUGAAGAGCCAGAGGUAUUACAAGUUCUAGAGGAGUCCCUUCCAGAAGAGCAGUCCAGAGAGGGCGGUUGGGCAGGAAAAGAUGUCCAUGCCAAGAACCAAACUUCAGGGGUGGAGUUUGUUCUCGACAUGGAAUGUCAUCCUGCUGCAUCUGAACAGUUUACAGAUAAAUUGGAACUUCUGUCUGGAGCUGCAGGACAGCUUCUUGCGGCCACCCCUACAAGUCCUAUGGAAGCUCAAGCAGAAGGAGCAAUCACUCCGCUCAACUCAUGUCAUAUGCUGCAUUUCUCCACUCCAAGAAUUUCAAGUCCCAUCCUCCGCACCAUGAGCCCUAUAGCCUAUCUGUCCAUCCACUCGGACCCUCCGAGGGAGGCUGCCUUGCCAAGGAGUCAGUCAGCUGAGAGCCACUCCUCUUCCUCCCGCUCAACUGCUCGUAGGCAGCUUCCUGUCAUUCCCUGUGGCAGCAAGCUCCCCCCUGUCAUUCGCAUCUCAAAAGCACAACCUGAGCAGAUAACAAUACCCAGACCUUCAGUGGCAUCCACACAGUCUGCAUCAGAGAGCUUUCACUAUGGCCACCAGCUGGAGAGAAGAGAGCAGGAUGGUCAGUCCGUGGAACACACUGUGGAACUUUCCUCUCCAAAGGAAAGUUUGCCAGGUUUGGUUGGGACAGAAGAUGCACUUCCAGCUAGUGCCAGCAGACCAGAUUUGGUACUUAAUAUUAGCGAAGAGGUGCUUGACAGGGGAGGACUUGUCAAAGAAUCUGUCGGUGUCUUGGACUGUGACCAAAAGGACCUACCUGAACACAAUGGGAUACAGGAAGAGAAGGAGCUUGGAAAUAUUCCUGUGGAGGAGGCUGAGGAAGAAGGGCUCCCACUGGUUUCUGAAGAAGCCAUUGAAAUGCUAAGCAAAGAACAGAAUUCUUCUUUGCCAGGAAACUCAAAAUCUGCAGAGGAAGAACCUCUAACAAAUACUGAAGCAGCUCAAGAAUCCAAGUCAAGGCCUGUCUGUUUGGUGCCAAAUCAAGAUGAGGUUCUGAAGUCAAUAGCACCUAAAACAUCAGAAUUGUCUCCCUCAAGACUUAAUAACGCACAUGUUAAUAGACAGGCAAGCAAAAUAGCAACCAUUCAGGAAAAUGGUUUUCAUUCUGAUAAGGAGGAAGUCCAUAGCCAAGACCUGAAAUGCCACCAAGUGGCCCUUACUACUAUUUUGCAGCAGGAGAAUAAAAAAGAGAAAAAUGCUCCCAGAAAUGGAGAGUUAUUCCAUUGCAUUUCAGAAAAUGAGAAUUCUUAUCGAUCUAAGAAGGACUCUGUUAAAUCUUCUUUUGUAUUCAGGCAGAGUCGAAUCCCAGUUUUAGCACAAGAGAUAGACUCCAUGUCAGAUUCCUCUUCUGUUUCUGCAAAGGAAAAGCUUCUUCUAAAAAAGGCCCAUCAGACAGACUUGGUCAAAUUACUUAUGGAAAAGAGACAGCUCAAAUCUUUCCUUGGUGACCUCUCAAGUGCCUCUGAUAAGUCACUGGAGGAAAAAAUGGCUGCUGCUCCAGUACCGUUUUCUGAGGAUGAUGUCUUGGCUUCGUUUUCUAGAUUGACACUGGACUCUCAUUUCAGCAAGCAUAAUGAAGAUAGCUCUUUAUCUCCAAGCAGCCCUCAGUCCAGAAAAAGCAAGAUUCCAAGACCAGUGUCUUGGGCAACCACUGAUCACAUCACCAGUUCAAGUUCAGCUCAGUUCUUUCCUCGGCCACCACCAGGAAAACCACCUACUAGACCUGGGGUAGAAGCUAGGUUGCGCAGAUACAGAGUCCUAGGCAGUAGCAGCUCGGACUCAGAUCUUAUCUCUCGUCUGGCUCAAAUCCUGCAGAAUGGAUCUCAAAGACCAAGGAGUUCUACCCAGUGUAAGAGUCCGGGAUCUCCUCAUAGUCCAAAAACUCCACCCAAGAGCCCUGUCAUCCCCCGCCGCAGUCCCAGUGCCUCCCCUAGGAGCUCCUCUUUACCCCGUACUGCCAGUUCUUCUCCGUCCCGGGCUGGGAGAUCCCAUCAUGAUCAGAGGAGUUCAUCCCCACAUUUUGGGAGGAGUAAAUCACCUCCUAGCCAUUCAGGCUCUUCAUCUUCUAGGAGGUCCUGCCAACAAGAGCACUGCUGCAACAAAACGAGCAAGAAUGGUCUGAAAGGAUCUGGCAGUUCUUUCCACCAUUCCCCAAACACUAAGACUUCCACAGGAAAGAGCAAAUCAACUACUAAGCUUAGCAGAUAGGAACUGGGUCUUGACAGGUAUAAAGUCUCCUCCUAAAUCUGAUGCAUGUUGUGUCUGUGUACUGUGUAUUUAAAAAAAUAAUCAAAAAAAAAAGUAUAUUAAAAAAAAGGUGUUGAAUCUGCACAUUUUAAAGAAAGUAGCCAUUGUAAACUAUUCAUGAGAAAGCAUUCUGUGUAAAUAAGUGACCAGGCUUUGCCUUAGAGCAGGCAGCAAGCAGAUCCACAAGAUGGGAAGUAGAGGCCAGGGUAAGAAUGGCUGGGUAGUCACAGAGGUGCAAUGUAUUUAGAGUGAAAAAGUAUCUUGAAGGUGAGUGUUUUAAAAUGGUAUUAAUCUCGAUGUGUUUAGUUUCCCUAGUUAGAAGAUUUGGCCUAAUUAUUUAAGGCCUUGCAUACUCAAGGAGUAUGUAAGAAAGCCUGAAACAGUUAUUCCCAAAAUGAUGUCCCUACUCGGGCGAUAAGUACUGCUCAAGCAUUUCUUUGCAGUUUUAAAAAAGCACACACUUUAGAAGAUGAUAUUUCUGCCUUAUAAAUUUCUUCCAUUUUGAGCUGCACUCACCUCUGAGUCACUGAGUGCUUAUUUUCUCCCCUAUCAUGGCACAGAUUUCUUGCCUAAGUAUCAUGUACCUUACCCCUUC